This is a messenger RNA of Hyaloperonospora brassicae, 12348 nucleotides long. Lineage: Eukaryota; Oomycota; Peronosporomycetes; Peronosporales; Peronosporaceae. The record is from the annotation of a GenBank genome assembly.
AUGCACGAGGCAGGCGCCAAUGUCACACCGCGUGCGCCGCCGAGCGAGCGAGAACGGAAGCUCAUGGAUGUGAUACUGCAGGCACCAGACACGCGCGUGGCACCGCUAUUGGCGUGCGUCAAGGGCUGGCCAAUGGAGGCGCAGGCGGACCUGGCCAAUUGGCGCCGUGUACUGGAGAAGUUGCACCGAAUGCUCCUGUCAGCUCUGCAGCAAUGUCCGACACUACUACUGGUGAAAACAGAGCUCGAGAAGAUCGAGCUGCCUGGGACGACCACGUCACGACCGACGGAGCAAGAGCUGACAGAGCAAGUGCUCGAAAUUGUAAAGUUUUCCGGAUAUCUGCUGGAGAACGCUACAAACAAAGCAGUGUAUCCAUCGGUUGAGCCUAUCAUGGCUCUAUUAGGUGCAAGAAAUGAGCGAGUAGUGACCGAAGCUAUUAAAGUAGUGGCUAUGCUGGCCAUGCCCCCUCAAGUGCAUCGCUACGCUGCGGACCCCACGAGUUUUGUGGACCAUGCAGCAGGAAAGAAUAAUUUACUGAGACGCCGACUGCUUACAGUGGCCAAAGGACGAGGAAUGCCUAGCAUUAGUCUGGAAGUGGUGGAUUAUCUGAAGGCGACGAAUACAGAGCCGUUAAACGACGUCGAGUUUCAAUUCUACGCUUCGCAACAGGAUGGGGAAGACUUGACGUCACGUGUGGUGAGUGUGGCUAUCCCACCGUAUGAUGACGUAGUGGCGGCCACGACGUCUCCGGAAGAUGUCGCGUACGCAGCGGCUAUAGCGUGUGCACGCUUGAUCGCACAGCAUCAGAUUCCGAAAGCCCUACAUUUUCAGUUGUUCACGCAAGUGCGCGCGUGUUAUGCGUCGCGAAGCGCAUUGGCGAGGGAGAAUAUGGUAGUUGAAAGGUUGCACGCGCUUCUGGCACUUUUUUCGCUUUUUAGCGAUGCUUGGGACGUGACGCAUUACGUCGAACAACAUCCAGAACUUACACGGGGGAUCGUGGAGCUUAUUCGCGUCGAAAGCAUUGAGCGCGUACCUGUGCGCGUACGAGUCACUGCGUUGCUUGUGUUGACUGCGCUAGUGAACGACCGCGUUGGGAAAGCAGGCAGUAUGGGCAUGCUUGGACGUCAGUCGAACGUUUUGCAGGCUUUGGGAGUUGUGAAAGGAACGCCACAUGGUGUUUUCCCUUCGCUCGUGCGGUUUUGUAUGGCCGAGCUGGGCGAUACCUCCGCGCUUGGUUUUGUGAAAGCGUCAGGUUCUGUGUCUCCGCUCUUGCUAGCGCCGGAAGUAGCAGAUACCGACAUGGAUAUGAGUCUAGCUGUCGCAUUUGUUCAAGCUACAACCGAUUUGCUAUCUCCUCAUGAAGCGGAAGUGGUCAGCACGCCCCCGUUCCGAUGCCUUGGUGGUGGGAGUAUUCUGGAGUCAAAGCUGUGUUGGAUGGAAGGCGUUUUAGGACUCCUGACGGCUGUGGUAGCAAUCCAAUCUGGUGCCACUGUUCUCACAGAGAACGGAAUCAUUCCGUCCCUCUUGCAUGUGCUCACAAUGCCAGCGGUGAGUGCCUUUCACAUGGCCGUGACAACGCAGUGUGUGCAAGCGCUCGAAAUAACAGUGAGCAGUCAUCCGACAGCUGCUGCGCUCUACCGUGACCUGAACGGAGUCGAAAUUUUGGUGAAUCGAUUGAAGCUGGAAUGCACUAACUCGCUAGUGGUUUCGGAAACGAAGACGGUGCUAUUGCUGGCUAUUUUAGCCUCGCUGUCAAUGUCCUUCCAUUGCCAAGGUGUAAUGAGCGCAGGAGCUACUAGCCGCGCUAUUCGUGAAGGAAGUUCUCUCAGUACAGCGCUACUCCAGCUUUUGUCCAAUCUGGAUACAUUUGGACCAGUGAUAUUUGCUCAGGCGGCCAUCGUUGUAUCUGACGUUAUCAACAAUGAUCCGAGCAGUGUGAACCACGUCCACGCUGCCGGUUUGGCGGAUGCAUUCCUGAACACACUCACAAGGUGGGAUAUUGCAGAGCUAUACCCAUCCCGGGUCCUAUUACCACCGUCUAGUGAACUACUAACGGCAGUGCCAACAGUGUUAAAUGCUUUGUGUCUCACGACGUCGCAUGCGGAAAAGGUGGCAAAGUCGGAACCACUCAUGCACCUACUGGAUUGUUUUGCACUUCCACAAUAUACGCAAGAUGAAUUCGAAGAUUACUGCUUCCAAAGUGAUGCGGCAGCUGUUGUUGGUGCUGGUACUCUUGAGCUAAUGCGGCACGUUCCAAGCUUUCAAAAUGCUGCCAUGGAAGCUGCGGUUCAUGCAUUGAAGAAAGUGAUUCGCUUCGGUGAAGAGAGUAUGUCACCAAAGUCUUCACCGUCACCUCAAAGUGCUGAACAAAAGGCUAACGGUAUUUUACUACGGAUGACGACUCACUUGGCAGAUUUAUUGGAGCCUUUGCUGUCUAAGUCGGAGCACGCGGCGUAUUUUGCCGACCUCGGAGGCAUUCACCUGCUUUUGGCGCUCUAUCAGCUAGUUUUACCAAGCACUUCUAUCUUUCUGACAAACGUUCUGCCCAGCAGCAAGAUUACGCGAAGCGGGCUACCAGAGAACACACGUUCUCACAACGUAGCGGUGCAGUCGAUCACUCUAGCGCUUCGUUCCUACGCGUCUCAGCAGCCUACUGACCUUCUCGGAGCUAUCGUGAAAGAAAUGAGCUCACAGAUGGACAGUUUGAAGCGUGCGCGCGCAGCUAUCGGGCUAUCAUGGUCGCUAAGCGAGAGCAAUGAAGGUGCCGAAAACGUGCUGAGCUCGUUGCCGGAUUUAGAUUUGGAGGAGCUGAUUGGUACACAUGACGAGAGCGGUGGCACGGAGUCGGUUGUUAAUACGGUCGUAGUAGCAGGCGAGUACCUUCGGGUUUUGGCUGUGCUUGAAUGGCUAGCCUCCAUGCUCAAAUGGACGCUGGAAACUGCACACACUCACAUGCAGAGCCGGAGAUGGUUUACCGAAUUCACUGCGCCAUCGACACAACGAGUCAUGACGCGCUUGUUUUGUAUCGAUCGCUCUGUUCAGUUCGAGCGGGCAAGUCUGGCGGCGCAAUAUCAGAAAAGCCAAAAGGAAAAGGGUAGUAAGGCACAGGCGAGGCAGACCGGCGAAUCGAGCAUCAGCAUGGAAGUACCUAACGUAUAUGGGUACGACACACCAAGUUCGCAUACAGUUAAAAGUGGUAGUCGGGGUACAAGUAUGUGGAAAAUGGGCUCUUUACUACUCCUGCGCUUUUCACUGAGCAUGCGCAGCCUUUUGACGGCUUACAGUAAGGUUUUCUUAUCGGCUUCAAUGCAACACCGUCGGGGAGAUGAUAUUGUGGCUCCCUUGGCACCACAUGCUCGAUCAUUGGCACGGACAGUUGCGCAAAUCUUAGAAAACCAUUUACUCUAUGUCGUAUCAGUCAAUCGCGCGACAGAGAUUGACACAUUCGUACAGCAGUACUACCUCACGUUUCUCCUGGAGACGAUCUCGAUUGUACUUUUUGAGGGAAAGAAAAAGCAAGCGAACACACUGCUGCUGUUGGAGCUGAUGAAGCCAAUUGGCGAUAUCGUGGAGGUGCAGACUUCAGCUGCAACUCCUUUGUCGUCAGGUGAUGUUGCAAUGAUUCAAGAAGACGUUUCAGAAGAAGAAGAUGGUGCUGCUAGGCCUGGCAAGGCAAUUACCACGUGUGCUGGUGCCCCGAUCACGGCUUCAAACUUGAUGGAUGUGAUCAUAAAUAUAAUCGAGCAUUUCUUCACCGUUUGUCUCAAAGAUGAACAUGAUAAGGCUAGCGUGCCCAGUGUCAGGCCCUCUCAAAUGGCGUUGACGUCUUUUUACAUUGCAGCAAGCCUCCUUCGAAAACUGUCGAACCUGGAAGCUUUGUCUACGUCACCGUUGACCGCGGCGUUGCUUACUCGUGAUGCAGCAGGAGAUACCGAUGAAGCGCCAUUUAAACCCCGAAAGCUUACCGUGCAGCUGCAUGUCAUGUGUGUGCGUGCAGUGUUGUUAAUUUGGAAGAAUGCGAAGUUCCCGGCUUCUCUUGUGGAUUCGUGUAUGGCAGAAAUAAUGCCAAUUGUCGUGACUAUAUUGAGGAACCGCAUGAGUAGUGACGAUGAAGCGGUGGAAUCGGAUGGCGAAAGCGGGCUAAAUAGUCCGGGCCAACGCGAAGGAGUAGCGAUGAUUCAAGAUAACCGUGAUGGGAACUUCAGCAAUGAGCUUCACAACGAAGCGUUAUCGCUCCGGAGAGCGCUUUUUGGGGGAUCGCGCAGAGCGGGGCCUGGAGGAACUAGUCAGGGUCAAGUGUUCGUGCCGGAUGCUGCAAUUGUUGAGAGCCUGGUUUCCAUGGGCUUCCCGCAGCUACGGGUUGAGCGGGCGUUACGACGAAUUCAAGUAAACAACGUGGAGUUAGCUAUGGAAUGGAUUUUGGGUCAUCCAGAGGACGAAGACGAAGCGCAUGAUGGUGAUACACAGCAUGAAGAAGCACAAGACGACGACAGUGCGGUUGCGGCGAGCGCGCUGCGUCAAGUGAAAAAUGUGGCAGGGGUAAAGAAGAUGGACAGAGGCUUACAGGCGCUUUACCUUUUGUUGCGAGACAGUUUCGAAGCAGUCUGCUUCCAGAUUUUACGCGUGCGGGCCGCCAAAGAAAAGGGUAAAGAUGCGAAACGUGCGAAAAUGUUGGACCCCAUGGGAAAACUGUAUCCGGGUCAAAAUCUCGCCACAGCAAUCGCAGAGUACUUCACCUUCGUAUGCUCGCUCUCGGAUGUGGACCGUGAUUUGGUCGUUCAACGUCUGAAUACUGCCAUUUUGGAUCACUUCAAUGGAGGUGAAGAUGGUGGAGACGAGUAUUUGACUAUGCUUAGCCACCUAUUGGCGCUCGUGCUUCAGCUGAAUGUUGACACCCGUGCUGUGCUACAACUUCAAUCACCUUCGUGUAUUGAAAAACUCGUGACUUAUGUUUCAAGUGCCAGUAUCUGUGAUCAGGGAUGUCUGAAGUCGUCGUGUACGCCAGUACUACUGGUUUUUGACGCAGUGGUAGCUGGAAUGGCGGCCAGACACUCAUCUCCUUGCGGUGCCUCUUCUGCUGAUGGUUCUCUCGUCAGAAGUGAGACCAGUAUUGAGACCGAGUCGAAAGAGCGCAGCGGGAAUGAUGACAGCGACCGUAAUGGAGGUCUUUCCUUCGAAAAGCAACUUGUCACGAUUUGCUUGCAGACGCUGAAGCAAGCAUCGUCGAUAGCUUCAACGACUUCCAGCAAGGCAGUAGCUCAUGCCAUUUGGCAGCUUUUAGCGCGUUUGACGCUCAAGUAUGACUUGGCGUCUUAUUUCUCGGCACACGGUGGCCUUGAUGCGGUGUUGGAUAUUUCGGAAGGCUUAUUGUUUGUUGGCUACCAAGAACUGACUUGCACGUUACUCUCGCAAAUACUAGAAUCCCCUGAAGUUCUUGAGCACAUGAUGGAGGAAAAGAUUCGGCGUGCGAUUGCCAAGUUGUCAGCGCGAUUUGGUCCACCAAGCCAAAUGCGCAUCACACUGCGCGCGCUAUUAACAGAAGUUGCCCCAUUUGCAACUCGAGAUGAAACUGUGUUCCUGAACGCAUUGCAAAAGUCAGUGCGGGUAAAGAAGUCUGAGUCCGGCCGGGCGUACGUUGUACCACGAAGUACGAAGGCUGAUGGUACCGACGCAUUCACAGGGCAGCCUUCUCGCGCUCUCUUGGAUCCGGACAGCGCGACAGGUGGAGCAAAGUCUUCGCACAAAUUCCCUAAAGAUCACAAACACGAAGCUCACAUCAUUGUCACAAAGAUCAUUGGUCGCAUCUGUCGGUUGUGGGCCGUUGAAAAGCAUGCCAAGAAGCAGCAAGCCGCAGUGGGUGAUGAGGUUGGUGCCGCAUCCGCGGGAGUGUUUGUGGGCGUGUACUUGCAGCUACUGGUUCAUUUGACUACUCAUUUUCCUGCAUGCGCGACAAUCCUGGCGAAAGCAAAAGAUGAGACUGGUCUGUAUGGAGAGCACGACAGCUUUAUACGCCUUGUGCUGUGCGAAUUCUUGCCUUCCCGCGAACUCUGUCAGUUUAUGGCAGCCCGAAGGGCUCUGAAAGAGGACGGAUAUUACGGUAACGGCAGACUAGGCAAUUUUGACGCUGAUUUGCUUGUGACGGAUGCCAAAGAGUUUAUUGACCGCCGCACAACGUCGCGUGUGAACUAUGCGCACAGGCUCUUGGUAAGCAUCGGCAGCCGUUCUGGCGAAGGUUCAAAGUGUAUUAUCUUGCAGCUCAUCCAUUUGCUUCAAGAGUGGCCGCAAAAUGGUGUUGACGUUGCAGGCGGCAAUUGUGACUUGAGUGUCAGAGAUGAACGAGCGUUGAGUUGUUUGCACGCUUGGUCGGGUUUGAUUAUGAGUAUCUUAUGGCCCAAGGGCUCAUCGAAAGGAUUCGCGUGGGACAAGGUCGUGCUUGGAGGAGGUUUGAGGGGCAAACAUGCUUUCGUAACUUUGCUAGCCAACGCCUUGCGAAAAGUCGACCUGACACAUCCGUUAGCACACGCUAUCUGCACGAUGUUGCUGCGCCCGCUAGCGACACUUACACGUUCGUUUGUGACACACCGUGCACGUCGUCUACAAAAAAAGCAAAACAAUACCUCGGCUGACUUGGAUAAUGCGGGCUCGUCAGACCGUGACCAUAACCAGGCAUGCAAUACCGCUGGCGUCGAAAUGUCCACCUCAAUGGUGGCAGCUCCAGUGUCAGCUUUGUCGAUACAGGGGGAAACUCCUGAUACUACAGAAUCGGUAGAUCGGGAUGGCAGUAUGGAGGAGGUAGAGACACGACGACCUCCAUAUUCCGAUAGGACGAGCUUUUAUCCGCUACGUGAAGAAGACGAUGACGAUGUUUCGAUGCAAUCUCCGCUCUCAGAAACGGAUGACCACGACAUGCGUGGCGAUGGCGAGGAGCACAGUGAAGAUGACCAAAGCAGUAUAUCCGACCAUUCUACGGACGAUGGAGAAGGUGAGGAUGAUGAGGAUGAUGAGGAAGACGACGAUGACGAUGAUGACGACGAUGAUGGAGAAGACGACGAUGACGACGAUGAUGAUGACGACGACGACGACGACGAAGAUGACGAAUAUGACGACGACGAAGACGAGUUUGUUGAGCACCAGCAUUUGCUCAUUUCUCGCCGCACCGGAUCAAGUCGCCGCACAUCUUCGAACCGUCUCUGGGGAUCUCUUGACUCGGAUCUAUCGAUCCUAGACGAAAUGGAUGAAGUUGACGAAGACGAAUACUCCUACCUAAACAUACUCGAUGACGAGGCAAUCUUUGCCGAAGAACAACGGCGCCGCGCUCGUCUUAUAGACGCACGUAACACCAGAUCAGGUGACAACGCUAGCGAAGGGAGCCAGCCUGUUGCAAACUCGGAGGACGGGCUCGUUGAGACCAUGCGCGAUGCGCUUCUCUUGCACAGCAGCAGUGGUAGCGGGACAAGUUCUAUCUCGAGCGGCGAGACUCUUGUGCUGACAUUCGGCGACGUGGAAGACAAUGUGGAAGAAGACCGGGCAGACCUUGUUGUAGUACCACGAAGUUAUGUAGGCAGCAGACAUGCAGUGGGACCUUCGCCAGGAUCGGGAAGUCAAUCGGGAAGCGGUUCCAACAGUAUGGCUACCUCACUGCUCCAGUACAUUGAAGAGCUACCGGAUAUGCUGGAUGACGAUUUUACUUUUGAAGCAUUCGAUGCAAGUGUAAGAGGCGAUCGAUCACGUCGCGAACGUCAAUCGGGUCGCCCUGGUAGCAACGUGUAUGGUCAACUUAAUUCAGGCAGCACAACGACACAUCCGCUACUACGUUCGCAUGGACGUGGAGGCUCUAUCUUGGUGCGCAGUACUGGACGACUGUCACUUCCCCGUCACUCGUCUCUUUUGCGAGAGCUACAAGAGCUGACUGAUCAAGUUCAGUCACAGCUGCCGCCGGGCGGGAGCAGAUUACGACUGGCAGUAGGACGAGACUUGUUGCAGCGCGGACCAGGAAGUCGGGGUCGACCACUGAAUCGUGUUAAUCGUUUGUCUGCUGUUAGCAACCUGCUGAGUGAGUUUUCGCUGGAUAUCCCGGCCUCGACACUGCCUUCUCGAGACCAGCGUCUCGGUUUACGCAGGGGUGACCGGGAUGUGUUCAGCGAUAUUUUUGCUGGUGUCGGUUUGCCUCGAGGUCUUAGCACUCGUGCUAAUGAUGUGAUCGGUGGAACAGCUAGUUCGACUAUCUGGCGCUCAGGUGGUGAAGGCCGUGAUAUGGAUGUCCGCUCGGUAGCUUCAAGACUCGAGCAGCAAAUCAUUCACAUUUGCGCCGAUAGUGAGGAGCCUGCAGUGGCAUCUGCUGAUACGCGAGCAGAAGGUGAGACAACAACACAGCCGCAAGAUCAUGCUGACGAUUCCAUGGGAGAUCGUAGUGCUACUGGGACACCUCGGAGUGGGGAGGAUAGUGUUAGCGCGCUGCAAGCACAAGAUAACGCUGGGGAGAGCCAAACCCGACCAGAUGAUUCAGCGGAUGCUGAUCAAGCCGAUGUACACGACACGGCAACAGAAGCCGCUUUUGUUUUGGAACUUACUAGUACCCUUGGAGAAACAUGUCUGCUGCGAUCGCCACCUGAGUCCGAUGUCGACGUAGACAACGUCGACUCAGAAGCCGAAACGAUCGCUGAGGCAACGAUAGGUUCUCCACCUGAGGCGGCCUCUGUACCAACAAGUAGCUCCGAUAGUGCAACAUUACCCCCGCCUCCAGAACUCGAUUUGGCUACGACGACACCCGUAUCGAACACUCCUGAUGUCAUGAUGAACUUUACGCUCGAUUUAUCCAGAUUCGGCUCGGCUCCGACACAACCCGUCGCCAACGAAAGCCGUGGCAGAGGUAUGGCCAUCGACGAAGAGUCGAAGUCAGAGGAAUUGUCACGAACUGAGACGCAGACACGAUCAGUUGAAGUUGUCACGUCAGAACUGUCGCCUGCAUUGCUUGAUCAGCAACACGAGCGAGAGUACCAGUGCCCCGAAGGUAUGGAUGCUGAAGUGUUUGCGUCAUUGCCCUCGGACAUGCAAGCAGAAAUCGUUGCUCAAAGCGCGCUAGCAGCCUCUGAAUCCACAAGCGCUCGCAGUGAUACAGCUACGGCCGGAGGUGGCAGAGCUGGCUCUGAAAGUAUGUCACAAAUGGAUCUAGAUAUGGCCAAUUCGAGCUUCGACCGUGAGACGCUGGAAGCGUUGCCUCCAGAAAUUCGUGCAGAGGUCUUGGAAAAUGAACGACGCGAGCGCGAGGCUGUUGCCCGUGCGGAAACUGCUGACACUUCUCGCGCUCAGGAAAUGGAUAAUGCUUCUUUCGUGGCUUCGCUAGCACCCGAACUGCGCGAGGAGAUAUUGGUCACUUGCGACGAUGCGUUUCUGCAGACACUGCCGUCCCAAGUUCGUGCAGAAGCCGCUGUGCUGCGUGAACGCGCAGCCUUUCGCUCAACCUACCGUGAACGUGAUCACGCUACCGAGGGUAGAGUAGGUGACAACGACAUGGAGUUGUUUACUAAUCGCCCUACACUACGACGUAUGCUGACCUCUCACAGCCCCGAACGAGGUAGCGGUCGGCGGCGGCCUCGCAUGUAUGACGACGUCGGUGUACUGCGCCGUGGCAGCCGCCAUGGAGCUGGAAGCUCCAUGGCCCGUAAGGGCUUUCUGUGCGUGGACAAGGACGAGGAAGAGAAUGCCAGUGAGCGAAUCACGGACGAUCGAUGUAUGGUAUCGUUACCGCUUUCAGAGCCCUUGAUCCCUGGCGAUGAAAAAGAUGACGAUGAUGACGGUAGCGGCACGAUUCAGUUCCCGCCGGCCGCGACGUAUGGACAUGGUAUUGAUGGAAGUCGUGCUAUUGGAAGGUCCGCGGUUCCUACAGAAGUUGUCAACCGCAUGUUGUAUGUUCUUGUGUCUCUUGCGAAGUAUAACCCACGUUUUACCGUGGAAAUGCUUCAGCCUCAUGGCAUGCUUCGUGCCCCAAAUGAGUAUUGCUCACCGGUGAAAGCAGAAGCGCCAUCCUUUCGUGAGUGUGGUGUUGCUGUCUUGAUCGACUUGCUGGCGCUGCCGGUAGUGUACCGCAACAGUACAAACUUGGAUGCCUUGCUCGAGUUGCUUGAGCUAGUUUUGUCACCUCUCGAGCGCCUCCACAAACCGACUGGUGAUGGUAAGGAAGAAAAGGAGGGCAAUGAGGCUGACGCUUUGACCCCGGAAGAUGGCGGUGAAUGGGUAGCGGUACCGGCGGUAGAGCUGGACCAAGCGCGUAUGGGUGAAAUUGUUUCUGUUUUAGGUAUGGAUCUGUGCACGGCUCAGAUGCAGGAACGCACACUCGCAAUAUUGAAGCUGCUCACUCAUGUGCGUAGCAACUGCGAGCUUGUCAUCAACGCGAUCGUGCGACACGCCAGCACGCUGGCCCGUGUGGAUUGGCGCAAUGCAAUGAAUCUGCAGGUCGAGGGUACUAGAUUCGAGUCUUCAGCAGUGCUACCGUCGGCUCAGGAUGAGCUUAAGCUACUACGACUACUACACACUUUGUCAGACGUGUGCGAGAGCACUGCGAAGUUUACCGAGUGCUGCCAGAUUAUCGGUUUGGACCCGUUGUGGGAUUCUCUGAGUUUGUCGUUGACGGAAGCCCGUGCAAAGGGUGGUCUCGAUGAUCAGGACAGCAGUGUUUCUGGUGCUUUAUCUGCCCCUUCAACUAUUCCGGUGAUUGGGUUUGUUGGUCAGUCGGGCGCGGCAGCAGACGACGCAGAGGGAACUGUUAUUCAAGGUAAGAGCGCUGGUGCAUCAUGUGCAAUGGCAGCACUCUUGGCGCGAUUCCUUCCCAUGGUGGAGGCUUUUUUUGUUGUCAACGCUCGUGACGCAGCAUCUAUGUCGUUGCGCUUACCGGAUUCUAGUGAGCGCGAAGAAGCAGUCGUGGCAGCACUGAGUGCGGGCGGAUUUGAUGGUGCCAAUGCAACUGCACUCAUGGGUGACAAGGAGCAAAAGGCUUCGCCAAGGACUGCUCUAAAGCGCAGUUUAUCGGCUUUAUCGUCAAUGUCCGAGGCAAAUGAGACAAUGAGACUGGUCAAUUUCGUGGAGUCAAAUCGCGUGCUUUUGAACUUGUUGGUUCGAGAAAAACCAUCGUUACUCGACACUUCUUUAGCCGCUUUGAUCAAGAUAUCUCGCUGCCGAGCUUAUCUGGCGUUCGACAACAAGCGCACGUACUUUCAAAGCGCCAUGAAACGGCUUCGUCAAGCGGCGCUAAGAGGCCAUGGCGGCAGCAGCUCUUCGGUGCGCAUUCCCGUACGGCGCGAUCAUAUAUUUGAGGACUCCUAUUAUGCCUUGCGUAUGCGCAGCGGUACCGAAUUGCGGCGGAAGCUGCACAUUUCAUUCACGGGCGAAGAGGGCAUUGAUGCAGGCGGAGUUACGCGAGAGUGGUACAUGAUUCUUGCGCGCGAGAUGUUUAACCCGAAUUAUGUGCUUUUCACUUCAGCGGCAGAUUCCCCCACGUUUCAGCCAAACCCUCUCUCGUACGUGAACAAAGACCACUUGAGCUACUUUGAGUUCGUCGGAAAAGUGCUGGGCAAAGCGGUCGCAGACGGCCAACUUCUUGAUGCGCAUUUUACGCGCUCGUUCUACAAACAUAUCUUGCAGUUGCCAAUUUCGUACCACGACAUGGAAGCCAUCGACCCAGAGUACUAUCGGAAUUUGCACUCUAUUCUGGACAACUCGAUUGCCGAUCUUGGGCUAGAGCUAACAUUUUCGGCGGAGCAGUCCAAUUUUGGCAAGUUGGAGGUGGUCGACUUGAUUCCGGGUGGCAGAAAUGUCUCAGUGACGAACGAAAACAAGAUGGAGUACGUGAAACUCAUUACUCACCACCGAAUGGCGACAGGCAUUCGUCAGCAGAUCGAUGCGUUUUUGAAGGGAUUCCACCAGCUAGUACCUCCGGAGCUGAUUGCCAUCUUCAACGAGAACGAAUUGGAGUUGUUGAUCUCGGGCAUGCCUGAGAUUGAUAUCGAUGACUUGAAAGCGAACACGGAGUAUGCCAACUACAAGCCCACGGACCCGGUUAUUCGCUGGUUCUGGGACGUGCUGUACUCGUUCACACACGAGGAGCGUGCGCUUUUCCUGCAAUUUGUCACAGGUACCUCGAAGGUGCCUCUCGAAGGUUUCAAGGCGUUGGAAGGUAUGCGCGGCACUCAGAAGUUUAACAUUCACAAGGCUUUUGGUAACAAUAAUGCGCUGCCAUCCGCACAUACGUGCUUCAACCAGUUGGACCUACCAGAGUAUGAAAGUGAGGACAAGCUGAAGCAACGUCUUCUACUCGCUAUCCGCGAAGGCUCGGAAGGCUUCGGCUUUGGCUAG